Molecule: messenger RNA, 759 nt
Organism: Suillus plorans
Lineage: Eukaryota; Fungi; Basidiomycota; Agaricomycetes; Boletales; Suillaceae
Exons: 1
Coding region: 1-759 (252 amino acids)
Source: RefSeq, a predicted model, not a curated record
AUGAUACAAGGAACGACUUCACACUCGAAUAGUAGUUCCGUUUUGAUCGAUGCAGCUCACGCCGCUGGCGGCGAUGUAUACCCCGAUGGUGUCUCUCACGCUCGCGCUCUUUCCUCCGCCGUAUCAUUGUCAGAAUCUUCCCCGAAGCUACGGAGGAAGAAAGGCGUGCCAUCACUCAAACGCAUGUCCUCACUCUCAUGUCGGUCAAGAUCACAGCAGUCUUCCCCCGCAUUUGAUGAUCGUGCUGAAUCACACGCGUCACAUACAAUGCAUGUAGCACCAGCACCCUCUCCUGCGCCUUCGACUGCUAUGAGUGCGGAAAUUCCCGUCCGAAUCGGCCAUCCUAGUCGGCCAUAUUAUACUGUCAUUCGGAAAAACAUGUCUCGACCUGGUACUCCUGGGCUUCCUAGCUCCCUCCCUCGCACGCCCUCUCCCAUUCCAUCUGAUUACGAUUAUCCACCACGCGGCACGAGAUCUCUUGACUGUGGGGAGCGUGUACCAGUGCAGUUCGGCCGAGAUUCACGGCCUAUGUCGAUGAUUCUCCCUGGACAAUCGAUACCUGUGAACGUGUACUCUGGGUUCUCAUUAAGCGGCGAAACGGAGAUGCGGAUGAACUUAGCGAGGUGGCGAAAGGAAGAUGGACCUGAUGAGCCAGGGGACUACCUAUUCAAGGAGACAGGUCACCGCGGAAAAGGGAUAAAGGGUAGAGUGAGGAAGCUCGGGAAGGGCUUGCGAGAUCUAGUGCUCGGCAGAUCAUGA